This is a messenger RNA of Ilex paraguariensis (yerba mate), 913 nucleotides long. The record is from the annotation of a GenBank genome assembly. NCBI's taxonomy places the organism in Eukaryota, Viridiplantae, Streptophyta, Magnoliopsida, Aquifoliales, Aquifoliaceae.
UUCUAAUUUUGGAUACCUUCCUUGGUACCGUAGUUCUAUUCCUGUUGAAGGAAUAAUAGGAUUUCCCUGACAGUCAUCGAAUGCCCUCUCUCUCUCUCCCUCCGAACUUCCCCAAGCGUCUGAUCAAACCCAUCCUAAAUACCCAAGAUAACAAUGCCCACGGCCAACGCACCAUUCUCUCUUCUCCUCCUCACCUUCCUCCUGAUCACCACCCCACUACCCUCAACUUCCCUCCCCUUCGCCCAAUACCAAACCCUCCUCUCUCUCUCCCACUCUCUCACAACCCGCGUCGCCACCCUACGCGCCUCCCGCGGCGACGUCGAAGGGUCUGUCCGUGCCAGGAAAGUGGCCCAACAGCUGGAGCGUGGGCUGGGGCUCGGCUUCUACGGUCUUAUAUGGACCAUGGGCUGGGACUAUCUGAAGAACUACGCGUGGAGAGACGCUACGACGUCGUUUGAGAUGCUCAGUUCUUUGCCGGACUUGAACGAGUUGAUGAGAGCGGUGAAUGAGUUGACUCGGUUGGAGUCGCAGAUGGAGAGGGUGGCCUGGCUCCAGCGAAAUUACAAGGAUGCCCUUAGGGUGUCUAAGUCGCUGUUUGGAAGGCUUCUCAAAGUGUUUAGUCAAUCGGGACCAUUGCGAGGAGUGGUGGAGGCGAUGCAGAGAGAAGUGGUGGAGGGUGACUUGCUACGGGACUUCCUUGAAGUGGGAAGUAAUGACUUGAAGGGUUUGAUUCAAAUCUACAAAAACAUUGCUUUGCAAUUCUCCCCAACUGCUGCCAGGACUGAUUUAUGAAUGAGAGAGAAACACAAACGGUUAAUUACAUUAUGUUCCCUGAAACUCUUGCACUAGUUUUAGUUUAUCCCUGCUGUUAUUGGUUUCCUCACAUUGUUGUGAAACCAAAUAGCCUAACUAG